AUGGAUCGCCAUUUAGAGCCCAUGGUAGUAGCUGAUGCUAGACAGCCUACUCUGUCGGAACGUCUACAGCCAAUUCUCAUUUUGGCUUCUUCAACAGCUCUGGUUUUCACAGGAUGUGGCAUCAACUUCACAUUCGGUGUCUACCAGGAUCUGUAUGACUCUAUGUCCAAGCUCCCUAAUACGCCCUUUACCGGUGCAACCCCGGCGCAGAUUGAUCUCAUUGGCACACUAUCCAUCGCGCUCAUGACAAUAGGCGCACCGUUCACAACGGCUUGGAGUAAACAAUAUUCGCCUCGAUCAGUCAUCUGGAGUGGCGGGGUUAUCUAUUCCGUCGCACUUGUUCUUGCCAGCUUUAGUCAAGCUCUAUGGCAGUUCCUUCUCACCCAGGGUCUUCUACUUGGAAUUGGAACCUGCAUGGCCUACAUGCCCUCCGUGACAGUGGCACCCACCUGGUUCUCAAGCCACCGCGGACUUGCCAUGGGAAUCAUUCUUGCCGGGACCGGUGUCGGGGGAGUCGCCUGGCCCUUGGCGUUUCGGUAUCUCAUUGAACGCGUGGGAUUCCGGAAUUGCCUCCGCAUCACCGCCGCGAUUUCCUUCGUGCUAAUUAUGGUGUCGGGCAUUUUCAUGCGAUGGCCCGAUAGCCAGUUGACCCGUAUCCAGGCAGAGAAUGCCGCGAAUUCACGAGCAAGCUUUCUGCGUAUUCCGCUGGUUGACUGGCGUGUCGUGCGCACUCGCAAAUUUGCCGCCCACGCAUUAGGAGCAGCCCUUCAGUCGGCUGCAUACUACACGCCAGUGUUCUUCUUUGCCUCUUUUGCGCGCACACUGGGUUACUCACAGGCCACAUCAGCCAACUUCAUUGCGAUUUCGAACGCAGCGAAUGCUGUUGGCAAGAUUGCCAUCGGGUAUGCCGCAGACCGUAUGGGCCGGCUGAACACAUUGUUCUUGACAACGCUGCUGUCAUCCGUGGCUGUACUUGCCCUUUGGCUCCCUUCUUCCCUAUCAACGAGUCAGUCCAGUGGCAGCGCCCUAUUCAUCGUGUUCACCGUGUUCUAUGGAGUGUUUGCCUCGGCCUAUGUCUCACUGUUUCCGACAAGCCUGGUAGAGCUGUUUGGUGUGCAAAAUUUCGUCGGUGUUAACGGCGCGCUGUAUAUGGUGAGAGGACUUGCAACGUUGCUAGGGACUCCUAUCGCUGGCCUGUUGAUUCGUAGCAGUCAACACCAAACGACGAACUCACACAGUUAUGUGAAUACUAGUAUCAUGGUCGGCGUCUUACUGGCUGCUGCAACAUUUGCAGUGCUAUGGGUUAGGAUUGAAGCAACUGUGAUAUUGGAAGGGGGACAGAGACCUCGCAGAAAGUGGCUAAUGUAA
This is a messenger RNA of Penicillium atrosanguineum, 1368 nucleotides long. RefSeq names its product putative MFS monocarboxylate transporter. Bases 1 to 1368 code for a protein of 455 amino acids. The transcript has 2 exons. Gene Ontology annotation, cellular component: fungal-type vacuole membrane. Gene Ontology annotation, biological process: transmembrane transport. Gene Ontology annotation, molecular function: transmembrane transporter activity. The record is from RefSeq and is a predicted model, not a curated record. Lineage: Eukaryota; Fungi; Ascomycota; Eurotiomycetes; Eurotiales; Aspergillaceae.